Messenger RNA from Meloidogyne enterolobii, 1575 nucleotides. Lineage: Eukaryota; Metazoa; Nematoda; Chromadorea; Rhabditida; Meloidogynidae. The record is from the annotation of a GenBank genome assembly.
AUGCAAGAAAAAUUAUGUAAACCUCGUCAAAAAUUAGUUGAAAGAGCCUUGCUUGAUUUACAAGCAUCUAAUGGAUUUUCUCAACUUUGGAAUAGGGAAUGGGAAAGAAAUAAAAAGAAUGGAAUCCAUUUGGCCUUCUUUGUGGGGACUUCAGGCGUUGUUCGCUUUAAAAAUGAAAGUUUGGAUCGUUUUCUGUAUGAUUUUGUGGAAAGUGAAAAUUCAGUACCCUCACUUUACCGUCACUUUUUACUUGAUUUAAAUCCAAACGCUGCAGAAUCUGAUUUUUUCCGAAGAGCAACAAGGCAACCUGAAGGACAAAUAAUAUUUGAUUUGAAUAGAAAAACUCGUCUUAGGCAUAAUAAAAAUGGAAGAAAAACAGCUUAUGGUCAUGCUGAAAAAGAUGCUAUAUUAGCUUUGGCAUAUAAAGCAAUUAAAGUAGAUGGGGCAUUAGCUGGAGUUGUUGGAAUUGAGUUUUUAUAUGAUUCUUUACUCUCUCAAAUGAGACAUAUUGGAUGUUUAUCAGAUAAUAAAAAGGGCGAAGAAGAAGAAGAAAAUUCUCGUUGUUAUUUAUUAGACGAAAAUGGCUUUGUUAUUUUCUCAAGUUCAAAAAACACAAAAUAUUCUAAUUUUGUUGAAACAAAUAUUUUAAUACCAGAAAAAUUGAAAAUGAUGGGGGCAAAUAAUUUAAAUAUAAAUUUUAAUAAUCAAAAAAGAAGACAAAAAGGAGGAGGAAAUUCUUCAUUAUUUGGACAAAGAGGAAUUUGGGCACAACAAAAAAUAUUAAAACAACAAAAAUUGGAACUUGAACAAAAUUUGGAAUUGGGAAAAUUUUUUGGACAAUUAAAUAGAGUUGCUGAAUGGACAAUGGAAUUGUUGAUACGGAGAGGGUUUUAUAAAAGGGAUUACUUUACCGAUGCUCAAGCAAUUUGUGAUCCUCCAAAUGAUGACUUUCAAUCACAACAAUAUUCAAUUAAUAAUCCAACAAUAACGCCUACAACAACCACAACAAAUACUAUAAGUAUUACUUCUGCUGCUUCUAGUCAUUCUUUUAAAAUAUUUCCAGCAUUUUUGUCAUUUUUAACUUCAUUAAUUCAAUUUAUUAAACAAUUUGUCUCAAUUAUUGCAAUUUUGCUCAUUCCAAAUGAAUUGCUAUCAGCUUCUUUUAUUCCAAUUAAUACCUUCUCUAGUCUUUUAAAAAUAACUGAUGGACGCUUUCAAUGUAGAAUGCAUUCAUCUUUUUAUUUGGGGCAAACAAAUGUUAGUAGUGAUGGGGUAAAUGGUGCUUUGUUGGAAAGUGAUUCUUAUGAAAGACCAUGUUCACAAAAUGCCGCCCAAUGUGCUGUUCGUGUAUUUGCUUCAUGGGUUCCCCAUACUAAUUUACUUUUAGUAAUAAUUCGACAAGAUUCUCAUUCUCAAUGUUUUUCUCACGAUUCAUUUAGUCAUUGUCCAUUAUCUCAACCUCCAUCAAUUCCUUUUGGAUUUUCACAAAAUCUUCCAAUUUCUACUCAAGAUUCUUCAGAACAACAACAACAACCAUCAAAUAAUCAAAAUGUCACAACCACAAGAAAGGAAUAA